AUGCGGAAUUUCCUGGCUGGCGGCGGAGCCCCUCCCGCCGCUGCAGAGAGGGGCGCGGGGGAGGCGGCGGCGGAGCGAUCGCGGCGCGGCUUCCGCCCGCCGAGCGGCAGCGGAGCCCGGCGGGGGCCGGCGCGGGCGGGGAGCGGCGGAGCCGGGGCGGGGGCCCCGGGCGGGCCGUGCCGGGGCCGGCCGGGCCCCGUCGCUCCGCCGCUGAUGGCGGCCCGCGGAGUGCGGCCGCCCCGCCGCGCCCGGGCCGGGGCCGCGCUGCUGCCGCUGCUGCUGCUGUCGGUGCUGAGCCGCGGAGCCGCCCAGGAGCUGAGCCCCCGCGGCAGGAACGUCUGCAGGGCCGGCGGCUCCUCAGUUCUCGUGUGCUGCCUGGGAUGGAGGCAACAAGGGAGCGAGUGUUUAAUAGCUGUGUGCGAGGGGAACUUCACCUGUAAGGAGAACGAGGUUUGUGUCAGGCCCGGCGAGUGCCGCUGCCGCCACGGCUACUUCGGUGCCAACUGCGACACCAAGUGUCCCCGGCAGUUCUGGGGUCCUGACUGCAAGGAAAUGUGCACCUGCCAUCCCAAUGGGCAGUGCGAGGAUGUGACGGGCCAGUGCACCUGCAACCUCAACCGCUGGGGCCCCAAGUGCGAGAACAUCUGCCUCUGCAAGCACGGCAAGUGCGACCAGAAAACAGGCAAAUGCACCUGCGAGCCCAACUGGUGGGGUCCACAGUGCUCCAGCUCCUGCUACUGCAGCCACAACUCCCAGUGUGACCAGCAGACAGGCAACUGCCUGUGCCAGCCCGGCUGGUGGGGCCGUGGCUGCAACAACCAGUGCUCCUGCAACAACUCUCCCUGCGAGCAGUUCACGGGGCGCUGCCAGUGCCGGGAGAGGACCUUCGGGCCCCGCUGCGACCGCUACUGCCAGUGCUACAAGGGCAAGUGCAACCAGGUGGACGGGACCUGCACAUGCGAGCCGGGCUACCGGGGCAAGUACUGCCGUGAGCCGUGCCCAGCUGGCUUCUAUGGCCAGGGCUGCAGGAGGCGGUGUGGGCAGUGCAAGAGCCUGCAGCCAUGCACCGUGGCCGAUGGGCGCUGCCUGACAUGUGAGGCGGGCUGGAACGGCACCAAGUGUGACCAGCCCUGCUCGCCCGGCUUCUACGGAGAGGGCUGCGAGAAGCUCUGUCCCCCCUGCAAGGAUGGCCACACCUGCAAUCACAUCAAUGGCAAAUGCUCCCACUGCAACCCGGGGUGGAUUGGAGACCGGUGUGAAACCAAGUGCCGGAACGGAACAUAUGGGGAGAACUGCGCCUUCGUCUGCAACGACUGCGUCAAUGGCCAGUGCCACUUCGAGACUGGGCAGUGCCUCUGCCACCCUGGCUCCCAUGGCACAUACUGUAACCUGACUUGCCCCCCUGGACACUUCGGAGCCAACUGUGCCGAGGUCUGCAGCUGCCACGACGGUGCCUGCGACCCCCUGACGGGCGCCUGCCACAUGGAGGCCAACCAGAGGAUGGGGGUGAUCGGGGCCGGGGCCCUGCUGGCGCUGCUGCUCAUCCUCCUGCUCUCCCUGCUCUGCUGCUGCUGCGUCUGCCGCAAGAAGGACAAAGCCGGCGGCUCCAGCCAGGACCCAGCAGCAGCCAAGAAGCCUCCAAGACGUUUGUGUGGGCGGUUCAGUCGGAUUGGGAUGAAGCUCCCACGCAUCCCCCUUCGCCGCCAGAAGCUGCCCAAGGUCAUGGUGGCCCACCAUGACCUGGAAAACACCCUGAACUGCAGCUUCAUCGAGCCACCCUCUGUGGUGGAGCAGCCAUCCCCAUCCUGGUCAUCCCGUGGCUCCUUCUCCUCCUUUGACACCACGGACGAGGGGCCUGUGUACUGUGUCCCCCAUGAAGAGAGCGUGGGUGACAGCAGGGACAGAGGGACAAGCCCCGGGGACAAGCUGGUGGCCCCAGUCAGCGGAGAGGAUGCAGGAGAAUACACAUUCCUGAAGGAGACGGGCUCUGUCAGAGCCUUCCCGACCGACAGCAGUGAGACCCCCCUGCUCAAGUCCUCGGACAGCGAACGCUCCUCCUGCGGCUCAGGGUCGGCCGGUGCCGCGCUCUACGCUAGGGUUGCCCGCCUCUCCAAGCAGUCCAAGGAGGAGGAGGAUGCCACUGCAGAGCCCCGCAGCCCCGAGAAGCCGCCAUCCCCGGAAAGGACCAAGCCCCGUCCUCCAGACCCGGCCACGAAGCCCAAAGUCUCCUGGAUCCACAGCAGGUACAACUCCGGCCAGUCCAACUCCAUGCUGGCACCCAGCCAGUCCCCAGAGCAGGCGGCUGCCCGGUCCGGCAGCCCCGAGCAAGGCCAGGGCUUGGCCAAGAGGAAGAGGAGCCCAAGCGAGACAUCAGCCAAUGUGCACGGCAGAGCGGAGGAGAAGGGCGGUGCCCGCAGCAAGGAGAAAGCACAGAAGCAACCGAAGGAAACCGGCAUCACCGAGGGCAAAUCCAGCCUUUGUGGGGAGCCACAGUCACCCUCCAAACCCAAGCAGAGGAGCAAAGCCAACUCGGAGCCAAUGGAGACCAUCAACGGGGUGGUGCAGAACACCUUCCGAAAGAUAGGUGCCUUCCAGCCGGAGCGGCGGGCCGGGGACACCAGGGAUGCUCCUUGUAGCCCUGGCACCAGCAAGCCCCGCUCCGAGCCGCUGCAUCCCCAGCUGGCCUCCGAGCUGGCUGCCCAACUGAAGGAAAAGACUCAGAGCCUCAACAAGGGGGACGGAGGCAUCCGAGCGAACGGGGUCGGUGCCCAGCGAGAGAAGCCCACCCCUCCACAGAAAGCCAAGCGCUCGGCGGCCGCCGGCGGCCAGAAGACCAGCAAACCCUUGCUGUCCACCUCUCCCCAUCUGCAAAAACUGAUCCCUGCGGCAGCCGAGACGGCAGCCGGGGAGCCCAAGUGGAUGGAGAAGCCAAGUGCUGGCAGCUGCCAGGAUCAGACUCUCCCCACUGAGCAGACAGCCAAGAAAACCCCCAUUAAGAAGCCUCCCAGGAAGAAGAGCCGGGAAGCAAGCCUGGAGCCACCCAGGGCAGCUGCUGUGCCUGCUCAGGCAGUGCAGUGACCAGGAACCAGGCACUGGCCCCGCACUGGCCGCAUACCAGGAAGAAGGACAUUUGCCAGCACAACCAGCGAAUGUGGGAGGCUGGACUGGGCUGGGGGCACUGGAAGAGCCUUGAUCCUCCCUUUAUCCCCCUCCACCUCACUCAUCCCUCUUUCUGCCUUAGUCUACCAGUCCCUUCAUCUGUGCCUUCCUCCUGCUCUUUGCCCAGGUCUCAGCUCGCCCUCCCUCUCCGCGCAGGGCGGGACUGCAAGGAGCCGGCCCAGCCGCCACCCCGGGGGGGCUCUGUGUGUGGCGAAUCACCCCCCCUUUUUUUUUGUAGCAGUAUUAUCAACCGCAUAAGCAGCGCUUGUUGUACUAGACGUGUCCACGGUAUAUUCUGCAGUAACCGAGCCGCUCGCUUCCUGGGCUCCACUCUGGUCUGUCGGGGUCACGGAGCAUGGGACAGGGAGGGAGCUGCUGUUGCUCAGUGCCCUGGGCAGUGCCAGAGAUGUGCCCCACAGCCAUCGCUGGCAGCAGCUCCCCUUCCCCAGCACCCUCCAGGCACAGCUCUCCACUGCUGGUGCAUGCCGCAGUGGGGUCGAGCUGGUUUCGACCGAUGCCACCUUACCUCCCCUCCGCCCCAGCGCUGCUCCUGGCCAGGAGGAAGCACUAUUUAUGGAUGGAGGUGGAUGCCCUUCAGGUUCCUGCAUCCCAUCCAAUGGAGUUGGAGGGAUUAGUUUGGUAUGAGAGAGCCUGGCAUCUCUGCAGAGCGCUUUCUUAAUAAAAAUAUAUUUCUUCUGUAGCUGGGUGCCAUCUAUCCCUGCCUUCCUGUGGGCAGGCAACAUGCCCAGCCUGCUUGAGUGCUACCUGGUCCUGUAGUGGGGUGCAGUGCGGAGAUGGAUGACCUUGCAGCAGUACAGGCAGGUGGUAACAAGCAGCAGACAGGGUGGAAGGCAGGUCCCCACUAGGGCCACUGCUACAUGCUCACCUGGCAUCAGAGAUGAGCCCUGAGACAAGAUGAGGAGCUUCUCUUCCCCCAGUAUCCAGCAUUGUCCCAGUGGCUUACUGGUCCCAUGGUCAGACACUCCUCACUGUAGCCUGGGUCAGACCUUGAGGUUCAAGAGAGCUCUGGCUAUGGAGCAAAGAGAGCCCACCCCUGGGUGUUCAGGGUGCUGGGACACAAAUGUAGGGGGACAUGGGUGUAACCUCCUGCCCAGGGGCUGCUAGCCCUGCCAGCAUUUGGGGUCUUCACACAGCCUCAGGUAGGAUGCUGCCAGAGGACAACGCUAGGACAAGCCCAGGGGCAGACCAGAAGCUGAGGCUUCUCCCACACAGCUUCUGCCCAAGAUUCCUAAGCAGGACUCUCCCUGACAUUAGAAUUGGGGCUGUCUGCCAGGAGCAUUGGUACCCACCACUGAGCUAUCCUGAGCUGUUCCCACCAUGGGGGUUGAUAUCCCAGAAGACCACCAGACCAAAGGGUCAACCAUAGCAAUCUCAGAGUUGAUGGAGGCAGCUGGUGAACACCAGAAUGGGAUGAAACCAGAUGGAACCAGGACUGCAGCCAGCCCAGCAGAACACUCAAGAGAGGAUGGGGCUCUGGCCCACACCUGGGCAUGGCUCAGCAUUGUGUAUCUGGAGCCAGCACAGUACCUGACACCAGCUGGAGAAGCACCAUCACAUCACACAAAGCUGAAGAAUGACAUCACAGCAUUGCUUCACAGGCUCCUGGUCACCUUUCAGAGUUCCUUCAAGCUCCCACCCCUUUCCUUCAGGUUUUACUUGGGAAGAUGAAGGAAAGUGGCUGAAACUAGGCCUGAGAUAUCACACAGUGCAGAAAAAGUAGUGGAUGAAUGAGCUUAAUGUCACCAGAUACAAAACAGAGAAAAUCAAUAGAAAAAUUAAGACACUGAAUCCAUGAGACCUGGGAUGGCAUCCAAGCCCCUCUUUCCACCAUGGAGGCAGUUGUUGGACAAACUGAAGAGGCUUCCAAGACACUCAGAUUAAUAACUACUCAUGGGUUAGUAAAAGAGAAGUAAAGGAGUUGAAUACAGGCAAUAAAAGUGUAAAA
Molecule: messenger RNA, 5125 nt
Organism: Lonchura striata (white-rumped munia)
Lineage: Eukaryota; Metazoa; Chordata; Aves; Passeriformes; Estrildidae
Gene: SCARF2
Product: scavenger receptor class F member 2
Biological process (GO): heterophilic cell-cell adhesion
Cellular component (GO): focal adhesion
Molecular function (GO): scavenger receptor activity
Source: RefSeq, a predicted model, not a curated record